Molecule: messenger RNA, 1404 nt
Organism: Python bivittatus (Burmese python)
Lineage: Eukaryota; Metazoa; Chordata; Lepidosauria; Squamata; Pythonidae
Source: RefSeq, a predicted model, not a curated record
AAAGAGGAGAGGCGCAAGAUGAAAGAUCUGUUAGCGGAAUUCCAAGUGGGCAUGGAUGUCAACUCCAUUACAGAAGAAGGGGUAAAGAAAAGAAUUGUGGUGGCUGCUCGUGAUAACUGGGCCAGCUAUUUCUCUCGCUUUUUUCCAGUAAAAGGAGAAAAUGGAAGUGAUGUCCAGAUACUGGGUGUUUCUCACCGGGGAGUGCAGCUGUUGAAGAAAUCCAAAGAAGCCAGUUUCAGUCCCAAACAUCUGAAAAUCCUUUGCAGCUUUAGUUUUGCAGAUGUGCUCUCCUUGGAGCUGAUAGGUUGGAAUAUCCUUCAGUUCUCUCUGAAGAAUGAGCAGCUCAUACUUCACUCUCCAAAAGCCCAGCAGGUUAAGGUUACAGUGGAAAUCUUCCUGAAAGAACUGAAACAGGAUUCCAACUAUGUCAUUGCUAUGCGUAGCUAUAUCACAGAUGACAAGAGCCUCUUAAAUUUCAAGAAAGGUGAUUUCAUUCGACUACUUCCCAUGAAGGGACUGGAGCCAGGUUGGCAGUUUGGUUCUAUUGGCGGGCGCUCUGGCCUUUUCCCUUCUGGAAUGGUGCAGGUUGUGGCAGCUCCUGAUUACCUCAACCUUCACAUGAAUCAACAGGAAGAAGUCCGAACAGGCUGGAAGAAAAACACACAGGACAGAAUAGUUAACAAGGAGAAUUCUAUCCCCAGCACAGAGUCAGAAGUUACCACCCCUAGCACACCUAUGAACCCUCUAGAUGUUUGCCACUACACUAUGAAGGAGUUUGCAAUGGCACAUUUCCGAGAAGCCCAAUCCGUGCUAGAAUGGAAGGGCGUAGAUGUUGAACAGAAGGACCCCACUGUCUUGGUUCAGCAUACAAAGGUGCCAAUCCAGGAAGCUCUCCUGUUCCAUUCUGAUGACGAGUUGAGUGGCUUGGCUACAAAAAAUUUUAUGACUCUGAUGAGGUUGAUGGGAGACCAGCCAGGCCUCAAGAAACAAAAUGAGAUGGAUUAUUUCUAUGAAAUCCUUCAGCUGUGCAAAGAGAAGGAGAAUCUGCAUGAUGAGGUUUACUGCCAGGUGAUCAAGCAGAUCACUGAGAACCCAAAUCCAGACAGUUGCCACCGUGGCUGGCAGCUCCUCAGCCUUUUGACUGGAUACUUCCUCCCAUCCAGCACCUUGAUGCCUUACGUCAUCAAGUUUUUGCAGCAGGCCUGUUCUGAUAAUACUACCCAUUGCUCAGGAAUGGCCAGGGAUUGCCACAGCAACCUGAGGAAAACUAUUUUGUAUGGAGGCCGUCAACACUUGCCAUUCGGGGUAGAGAUGACAGCAUUUCUGAAGGGACACAGUUCACGCCGGAUAUCAGUCAUCCUACCUGGAGGUCUAGAAUAUAAUGCAAAGAUUAAGACAUUCACG